Dalotia coriaria is the source of this 14502-nucleotide messenger RNA. RefSeq names its product MYC binding protein highwire (gene hiw). The record is from RefSeq and is a predicted model, not a curated record. Lineage: Eukaryota; Metazoa; Arthropoda; Insecta; Coleoptera; Staphylinidae. Gene Ontology annotation, molecular function: ubiquitin protein ligase activity. Gene Ontology annotation, cellular component: nucleus; plasma membrane. The coding region runs from base 311 to 14380 and encodes 4689 amino acids. The transcript has 17 exons. Gene Ontology annotation, biological process: regulation of synaptic assembly at neuromuscular junction; axon guidance.
UCUUGCACUGGCAGCAGUCAGCUGUUGUUUCCGUGCGCUGAGCGCGAUUAAAUAAGAAAGCGUUACCGUGUCCGCCGUAAUAAUGCUCUUUAUUAAGUGAAAGACGUGAAUCGGUGCAAUUUUCUUUCUUGUUUCGCUUUGGUUUGAUCGUAUUUCGCACGCAUGCAUGCGGGAUAUCGAUUUCAGUGCGCUGCGAACGAGGGUGAAUGGGGUGAACGAUGUGAAUCAUCCCCCACGGUUGUUGUAUUUAUAUACACAUAUCAAGGUGCAAAAAAUGCCAGAAAUGUAGUGACUGUCGUUCAAUCUCACAAUGGUUUAUUUUAAAGACACGAUGAACAUGCUUCCCGAACCGGAACAGUUCGAGAAGUGUUUUCACGAGUUAUUUCGUCUUCAUCCAGAUAAUCAAAGGCGUCAAGAAUGGAGCAAACUAAAGAAAAAGUCCACCAAAGCGCAAUCAAAACUACGCUCGAAGUUAGAACUCCUCGAAACCGAGUACUACAGCCCCCUAGAGAUGGAACUGCCCGGAAACGCAUCGCAUUUCGCGAUGUUCGCCAGCAUCCGCAUCACGGUACUCGACCGAUGGAUCCGGCAUGCAAACCACGAGUACCUGCAAAGCAGUGGCAGUACUCCCUUGUUGGAUCCAAGCGAAGGCGAUAGCGAAACCGAGGAUAAUACGCAAAGCAGCACGUAUGUGCCGUUGAAAGUCUCCAAGAUCGUUGGCCUAGGCUUGCGAUCGGUGUUUGAAUUAAUCAAAGAGAGUCGAAAUUCACAUCCGAAGUUAUGCACGAAGGCGUUAAUGGCGUUGCUGGAUGUAUUGCAAGGACAACAACCGGAAGGACUCAAAUGCGAGCCGAGCGAUGUGAUUGACCCCUUGUUUGAUUUAUUAUUGGAUUUGGCGACGCUGCAUGGACCGGAAAGUACAUAUCCGAAUGAUGGCAGCCAUCUUACAGCCAUUGCAUGCGCAUGUCUGUUAUCACUGGUUGUUGUUAGGGGUGAUACUGGCAAGUAUUUGGCGGCCACGGCGGCGCUACUGAUGUGUCCGAGAGCAUUAGCACAACAAAAUAUUCAAAUGCCAAUGGUUUUAACAUCUCUGCAGAGAAGUGUGCAUGGUGUAUUGCUCGGAAAAGUGGUGCGACCCGAGUGGAUAACUCAUGGUGUACCACACAAAUCGCUGAUUGAGACAUUUCAAAUUAGAAUGCCAGUUGAAAUUCAAAAUAUUGUGCUUACGGUGAAGUCACUAACCUGCGACGGGCAGUAUUUAUAUCUCUUCACUUCAAAAGGACUCUUCAAAAUUGGUUCUGGUUACGGUGGGACGCUCAAAGGUCAUGUCUAUAUCUGGAAACCGGAUUUCUAUCCGAAUGAUAAAGGAUUUUUACUGUAUUCAUCCGGCAACUUGUACAUGAAGUUAUCAGGCCGACGUGGUAUAGAAUUUCUCACUGUGGAGAAACAAAACCUUUUAAUAAGUGGUUCUGUGCCUUUACACACUCGUGAUGCGAUGGCGAGCGUUGUUUUCUCGGAUGGUGAACAUUUAGGCACAAUAUCACCAGCAAAAGAUGAUGGUUUUGUGGUGCGAAUGUUGAACCAUUCAACGAUCCCUGCGGCAUUGGUAACCGAACUACCCUUAAAACUCGCUCGUAAAUGUGUGGACGCGUUGGGCGUAGCACCCUACGAGGAUGACGUCCAGUGCACCACUGUAAAUCCAGGCAAAGACGAAGAAGUCGCUACCAUAUGCGCGGGGAAAGAGUUUGGUUUGAUUAAAACCGGAAACGGAAAAGUUCUCUACAGUGGCAAAGCGGCGUCAUUGGGUAUUAAACAGGCCGGUUUGAGGACAAGCAAAUGGACCGAGUUAACACUAACGAAAGCUCCAAAAGUCACGCAAGUUUGCGUUGGACAUGAUGGCCUCCACGCGAUUAUUCUCACCGAAGACGGAAGUGUGUUUUUCGCGGGAACGGCACGCCGAGGGGAAGAUGGUGAUAUGUGUAAAGUCCGUCGACAACCCAAGCCGGUUAAACCUAAGAAAAUGAUUAAAGUUGACGGACAACAAAUGGUUUAUGCUGCGUGUAACAAUGGCACAACGGCGUUGAUAAACCGUGAUGGCGAAUUGUUUAUGUUCGGCAAGGAUACGACAUAUGCAGAUGGCGCCACUGGUUUGGUCAAUAACUUGAAAGGGGAAUUUGUUAUUCAAGUUGCGCUGGGUAAAGCGCACGCGAUUGCUUUGACUAGCAAAGGUCAGGUGUUCUCUUUUGGGAUUAAUAACAAGUAUCAAUGUGGCAGAGAUUUUGUUCCGCCAGCCAAAGAAGAUGCUGUGCCUGCUAUAGUAGCAAUGGAUACCUGCGGUAGUCAUGAAGAUCAGGAAGCCUGCGACGAGGAGGAGAUUAAUCGUGCCGUGGAAGAAAUUGAGAAUCAAGCUGGCGGAUCAGACGCGAAUAAUGCCGGCGGUGCAAACGAGGGUGGCAAUCAGGCAAUGUGUCCACCCGGCAUGCAUUCCUGGUUGCAUGACAUGUGCAUGGUUUGCACUGCAUGCAGAGAAUGUACAGGUUACUCCAUAAGUUGCUUAUCUUCGAUUAGACCGGAUCGAAAUCCAGGCCAAGAGUGUGGUUGUGGUGAAGGUGAUUCCGGUUGUGCAAUCUGCGGUGUUUGCAGAAUAUGCGCGCAAGAAAACGUAGACAACUCAGAGUUAACCAUUUUAGAACCGAAUGGAGCUAUCAAUUUAGCAGGUAUGAUGCGUCUGGAUUUAAUUUUUCGUGAUAAAGUCAAAGAACUAGUCCAACCGCGUCAAGGCGCCAAAUUGCAAGAACAAUUGCAACGUCGUUUGGACGAGAAAAAGGCCCGCAGUCGCAAAUCAAUGGCCGGAUCAAGUAAGCAAUCUUUAAAGAUGAAAUCGACAAGGUCUCUGAAUACUCUACCUACGCCGACGCAUCGUCCGAGUGCUUCGCUUCGUCAGGGAAUGCAGUUAGUGAAAGAACAACCAGGUGGCGGAGGUGGUUCCGAUGUCGAGCGUGAAACAGCUCGCAUUGCUUGUUUACCACCUGGUAAAAUAUCUCUACCAGUGGACAGUCCGGUUGUUCAGAUUGCGUGUGGAUUGCAUCAUAGUGUUUUAUUGUUACAAAACGGACAGGUUUAUAGUUUUGGUUCGAACCAGUACGGACAGCUUGGUUGCGGAGAUAUCUUAGCGAAAGGCAACGUGCAACUAGUGAAAUUACCUUGUAGUGCUGUACACAUCGCGGCUGGGAGCAAUCACACUGCCAUUUUGACAUCUAAAGGUGAAGUGUUUACGUUCGGGAAUUAUCAAAAGGGACAGUUAGGCCGAGUGCCACCGUCCUGUUCGCCUCAGGACCAACCGGGGCAAAGUUCCGCCAAGUAUCAAAACCCGCGCACGCCGUGGUAUUCCAUCCCAGGCGCUAUACCAAAUGUUGGGCCUAGGCAUGGAAGAAGAGCCACGUGGGUAGGAGCGUCGGGAGAUCAAACUUUUUUGAAGAUUGAUGAGAGUUUAAUUAAUACAGUCAGUUUGUCCAAGUCAACAGUCACCGCAAACAAGAAUUGCAUUAUGUUGAUACCAAAUCAAGUCGAGAACACUUCCAACUUCAAAUGUUUGGUGAUCAACAAACGUGAUGGCAAUUGCAAUUCGUUUAAAGGUAAAGAACAAUCUGAUUUCUACAAUAAGAGUGUUUGUCUCGACCCGAUUUACAACGUGCUUUGGUGUUACAAUCCGGUAAACCAUGAGAUUUCCUAUUAUAACAUAAUAUCAUCGGAAAUACGCGUGAAAAGUUCCAACAGCAUUGAAACAGACUACAAACUACUCACAGAUGUUCACUCUAUGACUCCAUUGAAUCAUGAAGAACCCCCUUCGGACAAUUUCAACUUGUCUACGAUUUUAAACCCUGAACUAGCGCUACCCUUUGUAUCUAAUUGUCAUAUCAGCAGAUUGCAAGCGUCGAUUAAUCUUCUCUGCUGUUUGGAUACGCUAACAAUUGCACAUGAUCUACAAAUGUCCGCCAUUAAGGAAGAAACUGAGGAGAGAACGUUAGUAUCCGGUAAGCAAUACAGCCGUGAAGAUUUCCAAGCAGUUAACCGGUUUGAAAGUCAUGGGGGUGGAUGGGGUUACUCUGGGCAUAGCAUCGAAGCAAUCCGAUUCAUGGCGGAUACUGAUAUACUCUUGGGAGGAUUUGGAUUGUUUGGUGGGCGUGGGGAAUACACGGGAAAGUUGAAACUCUUGGAUAUAGGUCCUGAUGGUGGUGAGCAGGAAGGUGAUGGUGAUUUACUUGCGGAAACCGAAGAAAUACCUUAUGAAUGUGGUCCAAGGAUGAAGUAUCCUAUGCUGUUUGAAGAACCUGUUCAUCUGCAAGCUCAUAGAUGGUAUGCAGCGUGGUGUCGAAUCUCAGGGCCGAGUAGUGAUUGUGGAUCGUCCGGUCAAACGAUGGUGACGACCGAAGAUCAAGUCGUGUUUUAUUUCAAAUCUUCGAAAAAGUCUAACAACGGUACGGAUGUCAACGCUGGGCAAGUCCCUCAGUUAUUAUACAAGGUCAUAACACCAGAGAAUCAAAGCCCACCGCGACAGGUUGAUGUAACAGAACCGAUUCACAUUCUAUCCAAAGAUUUCUCCAGGUGUGUUACCAAGGAGUGCUUCCAGAGUUUGUUGUCGCUACUGCAAUGGUCUUGGAAUACUUUCAAGAUGGGUGUUGCUGAACACAAUGGUUCUCAUAUGUACACAGCUUUAGAAUUGGAUAGACUGGUGUACAUCUCAAGGUCAAGUUUGAGAUUAAUCAGAACCUAUACGAAUGAGAUUUAUCCGAAUCAAAUCAAUCGAAAGAUUCCUUUGGAAAAUGUGCAUUUGGCUGAGAGCGUCGGCGAUGUGCGAGUGUUGCUGAAGCAAAUUUUAUCGGAUAGUGUGCCGAUGAAUAAGAAAUCCAGUAAGGCAAAGCCGAAAGUAGGCGCGUUAUACGCAAAGAUGAUUUCUAGUAUUCUGGAAGAGUGUCAUGCGACAUUCGUUGCGUGUUUUCAUGCAUUUUACCCCACUGCAUACCUAAAAUGGACAAGUCUGUGUGAUUUGCUCGCGGAGAUUGACAAUGAGAGUAAAACCGAGUCAAUUACACCUUCAAACAAUCAGAGACUUCUCAGCGCCGUCCUCUGCGCGCUUUGUGGACCAACCGUACGUCUUCGAACAACAUUCCCUCUUUUAGGCAGUACUCUUCUAUCAGAUUCAUUACAUCGCGGGUUGAGUCCGUCUGAUAAUACCGGUCUGCCAAUGAUGAGCGGCUCCGAUUCGCAUUACUACCCGAUCCUGGUGGAACAAAUGAGUUACCGCAGUCAGAUGGAAUCUUUAUCAUCCGGAUUUACUUGGUCUUGGCGAGAAGUCCUCGACGCUCUUUUAAAUUUAAUCACUGAACCGGUAUAUAAAGCUUUGCGUCGUGAAAAGAUCACCACGCUACCGUCACUCACCCGAUAUUGCUGUCAUUUGAUGACCAGAGUAAUUGCUGAGUUGGUUCAUCAAUGCAGCGCUACUGAAGAAGACUGGCAGAGUGGAUGCGGUCGAAUGAUGCAUAUGACACCAUCGAGAUUCACUCGUACGAAUCAAUCGAGGACAUGGAAUACGGGGAAUGGGUCUCCGGAUGCGAUUUGUUUCCAAGUUGACAGACCUGGUAUUUCCAUUGUGGGUGUGACUGUCUAUGGUGGGAUUGGUCAUUAUGAAUACGAAUUGGAGUUGUUGGAGGAUCAGAGUUUGGUGAGUGCGAAUGAGGGGCAUGCGCAUACGCAACGUUGGAAUAGUUUGGAAAUCACACGUGGUUCAUUUGGCCCGGAGGAUUUUGCGCCGGAUAUGACUGAUAUUAAAUUCGAACGAGCAAUUGCAAUCAAAGAGAAUAUGAAGUAUGCGAUACGGUUGAGGAAUCAUGGCGGGCGUACCAAUAAUGGCGAUGGUGGUUUAACCUCUGUCAAGGGUACGGAUAAUACGACGUUUACUUUCUCAACUUGUUCGCUGAGUUUCAACGGGACCACACUCACGCGUGGACAGAUUCCGAUGAUUCUGUAUUAUAGUAAUCCGGUGGAAUGUGCGCGGACAUCAUCGACCAAGUUGGAACAUCAAGCUAGAAAGGGUGCAUUGAACAUGACACAAGCAAUUGUCCAAAAUGCUUGUAAACUGUUUGCUCUUGCCAGGGAUAGAGCAGAUGAGGCACCUGCAGCUGAAAUUUUAUCCGGAUCUGAAGUUGUGCGCACUUUACUGCCUUUGGUUAUGGCUUAUAUUAGUCCAUUGGCAACAUCUGAUCCAAGGAGCGCUGUCAAAAUUCUUGGGUUUAUCCAAGAAUUACUUCCACAUGUUGGGGCUCUGAAUCUUCUCGCCGGUACACAAUUCGAUCUUGAUUUGACAAACACCACGAGUCAACACUACACAUGGGUGCAGUCCGACCAUCCGUAUAAACCUGCUACCGUUUGUAAUUAUCGAGUCAAAUUUCCCGAGUCCGUAAAAUGGAUGUCGGUUGAGUUUGAUCCGCAAUGUGCGAUGGCCCAACCGGAAGAUAUGCUGCAGUUGUACAUACCUUGUCUACCAGGGUGCGCCACUUCCGAGGAUGAGGACACGCCUCCGUUGCCGUAUUGGCCGGUGGUUCACAAGUUUAGAAACUACAGCCAGUGGCCGCAAAACUCCAUCAUUCUACCGGGACACGAAGUUCUCUUCUCUCUGGAGACUGCGUCGGAUUAUCUGAAAGAUGAGAAAGCAAGUGCGUACGGAUUCAAAUGCUUGGUGGUUGGUUAUGAGUGGCCGCCGCCCGGAUCAAACAUUCAAACUUGUUUCGCCGGCCUGAAACAACUCGAAGCGGAAGUUUCUUUCCUCGGGGGAAUGUGCGCGGCUAGUUUAAUCAAAAAAGAACUGCAAUUGCCUGUGAUUGGUUUAUCACGGGAUGAUUGUGAUACUGAUGUUGAAAUGGCCGAAUCAGUUGCUGCGCAGACAUUAGCCGCACAUGGAAGUCUUCUAUCCAAAGGUUUGGCCCUUGCUGCUCCACCCACAGUCAUGCAAGCGAUGGACGGAAUGAUGCCGUUUGGUGUCCAUUCGAAUGAGCGUCUCUUCCUGCGGGAUUUCGUCGGCUGUGUGGCAGGAUCAAGCGGUGGAAGACUUGCACAAUGGUUGCAGCCCGGAAGUCGCGUGGAUCCAUCGAAGUGUCAUGUUAUUUACGCGCGCGAAGAACUGCGUUGUGGCUGGCCCGCCAUUAUUACCGUCAUUACAUGCGACCAAUAUAAAGAUGUCGUUCAUGUGCCCAAUAUGCGCGUAGAAGUCAAAGCAAUUCCAAUUGAUAAGAAGGAAUUGGGGGAUUGCGAUGCCGGUCGGAAAAUGCGACGGGUGAGUCAGCCCGAUCCGUUGACUUUUGGUGGGUUACCACCGCCUGGUCUACAUCAUGCGUAUGAAGCGACAACGCGUGAUAAAAUGUGUUUCCAUUCGAUAACAGUCAUGAAACCAUAUCAGAAUUACUCAUUUGAAGAGUUGAGAUAUACUUCACCGCCGGUCAAAAGAGCUAGUGAGAAUAUGCUGGUGAGGCCCAAUAGUGAUGGUACUUAUAGCGCUACCUGGACACCUGCUUCCAUCGGAUGCUAUUCUAUUUUGAUUAACAUCGACGGAUUUGAAAUGGAGGAGCAGUUUAAGGUUGAAGUAAAAGAACCUCCACAGGGUAUGACACCACCUAGUCAGAAUUUAGCGAAGAAAUCUAUUCAUCAACCCAGUAAGCUAAGGAAAUUUGUCGCGAAGAAUUCAGCUGGGUUAAGAAUACGUGCGCAUCCUUCACUGCAAAGUGAACAGAUUGGCGUGGUUCAUGUUAAUGGUACUAUUGCGUUUAUCGAUGAGAUUCAUAACGAUGAUGGAGUUUGGUUGAGGUUAUCUGCGGAUACGAUAAAACAAUAUUGUAACAUACCCAUAAUAGAAGCAUGGUGUCUGCAGUAUAAUCAACAUUUGGGAAAGACUUUAUUGUUACCUGUUGAAGAACCCAAGUCUAUUUUAGAUCAAGUCAUCAGUGAGACAAUUAUGUGGAAGUUACCGGAAAUUCAUGAUAGGAGAAAGGCUUCUACUGGUUUCCACGGUGGAUAUCAGGUGAUUAAAUGUGGUGCAUCCGGGCAUAAUGUACGUUCUCGACCGAGUUUGAAAGCACCACCUGUUGGAAUGCUCGUAUUGGGUAAUCGCAUCGGGGUUAGUGAGUAUGUGGUCAAUUCAGAUGGUUGUUGGGUGCAUUUGGAUCAGGCGACGAAAGAGAAAUACUGUUUUAAUACUGAUGGUGAGGCGUGGUCGCUUGCGAUGGGGCAUAAUAACACUUUGUAUUUGGGGAUUGUUAACCCUAAAGAUAUGGAGCCGUCCGUAGCAGGUGUCACCAAAAAGGGUUACGAGUUUAGUUCUUCUCCCACUCCUCCGGAUAAUCACUUUACGUUUAAUCCUGGAUUAGGACUUGCUAGUCAGGUCCCACCGCAAAAGAUUGAAUCUGGUGGUGCGGCUGGUAAUCCCUUUGUUUUUGGGGAGGCGCCAAGAAGGGAUGAAUCUCCUAGAGGUGAUUUACCGAAGGUCCCAAAGAGAGAAAAAAAAGAAUCAAAAUUAUCUAGUCUACCGAAGUGGUUCAAGACUGAGGAAAAUAAAGAACCUGAGUAUAGUGGGGUGUCGGUCAAGGAUUUAGUAAAGGCCAUUGGUGAAUCCAGAGCGAAUGGCAAUGGUGUUACUCCUCCGGAUACACCGAAGAGAAGUUGUAGUCCAAGAAAUGCUUCUCCAAAGUUGGGUAGUCGGUGUUCAUCACCGGUUUCGAUACCACAAAGGUCGGGUGGUAUUGCUGGAGUUGCCGCGGAGCAAGGGGCAGGCUCUGGAGGUUCUCCGCGAAGCAUUGGAGUUUCACCAUUGGUAACAGGCCCGGAUACUUCAGUCAGAAGUGGGUCUGAUACAAGCGCGUUUGUAAGCAGUAUCACAAGGGAUUCUCCAUCUAAUCAACCUAAUCUAUCACCGAGUCCUAGUGGAAGUAGCCUUCAUAUGCGCACUGAAAGCCCUAAAGGUGAGACUUCUCUUGAGAUUACCUCAGAUGGUCCAGUUUCAAGUCUUUUACAAGACCAGGGAAGUCCAUCAAAAAAGCUAACGCAAACGGGGACGCAGACCUCACCAGAAAACUCCAGUAAUGGUCUUCCUGUCAAAGGAGGUUUUUCUAUUGGAACUGCUGGACCUACAAGUAAAGAAGAACGGGUUUCACCAAAAAUGAUCCGUAAAGACAGAUCCAUCACGAAACAACGCACCAAGAGAGCAAUAUCCCCCGCCAAUUUUCAACAACUGCCUGCAACUAGCAAAGUGCAGUAUCCCACCAAUGAACCCACUAAAGAAGCAUUGAGUCCAUCAGUAGCUGAAUCUUUAAGAGCCGUUUUUGCUGCUUUCUUGUGGCAUGAAGGAAUCGUACACGACGCCAUGGCAUGUGCGUCAUUUUUGAAGUUUCAUCCAACUUUACCCAAAGAAGGCGCCACUGUUGUAACACGUCAUAACGCAACGCAUCCUUUAGAAAAACGCACCCAGGAACUUACCAAGGAAGAACGUGCGCGACAAAGACAUUCGGUUGAAGUCUCCAAUGCAGGCAACUAUCUUCAUAUUCAACCGUCAACUUUAGAAUCUCUGACCAGAUCCGCCGCCAAUGCAAGUGCGAACCGCAGUCGAAAUCGGAAGUUAAACGAAACUAUCAAAGAGGAUGUUACAACAGAUUCUACUGGGUACCAAACGCAAACUAUAUCAGUACUGCCGCCAGCGUUAAAAUGUUUGGUGUAUUUGUGGGAAGAGCUCACGACAAAUUGCAUGGCGGCCAUUACGCAGCAGAUGUUUGCAUCCACACCCACACAUGUGAACAAAUCAAAAAAGUAUGAAAAAAUGUGUUCAUCCAAAGACAGAGACCGUGACCGUGAUAGGGAUAAGGUCGACAAGGAUAAGGAUAAAAACAUUGCGAUUGAAAAGGAGUGCAAGAAAAAGAAGAAGAAACCAGUGGUCAAAAAUUAUUUAGACGAAAUUGGAUUGUCAAGUUUUCUACAGUCGGCAAAUGAAAGGGAAACAUUGUGCGAGUUGUGCGGGGAGUGUUUUCCACAUCCUGUUACUUAUCACAUGAAACAAUCACAUCCUGGAUGUGGGCAUCAUUCGGGUAGUAAAGGAUACAACUCUGGCGGGAAUUAUUGUUUGGGAUGGGCAGGCAAUUGUGGCGAAGGUGGUGUUCCUGGCAGCAGUUGGUAUCUGCUGUGUGAGGGAUGUCGUGAGAAGUUUAUGAAAUCAAACAAAUCACUCAUCCGAAGCAAAUCCAGCUCUCGUAGGAAGAGUCCUUUUGUAAGAUCCUUAAUUUCCCCCACUACCAGCAUUGGAACGGACGCGCAUAUUAUUAUGAAAAAUAACGCCAUGUUUUUAUUGGAUCUGGCAAGUGCGGCCGAUACUGGAAUGUCUCCACCUCGUCGUCAAUCCCAAAUCAUGCCGUCGGUCUCAGAAAACAAUUCUCCACCGGAUGUAUCGGGCCCGUUUAGUCCACUACCACCAUUUCAAUGCCUGGAAGCCUUGGGAGCGUAUUGUUUGGAAGACACACCUUUCUACGAAGAGGUUCUACGACGGCAAAGUGUGUGCGAGAAUUUUCUACCAGGACCAGGUCAAACCAACGGGCAACGACCUUUAUCCGACGCAUCUUUACAGGAUGAUGGCACUGAUAUUUCUCGUGGAUCCCGUUUUCAUCGAUCCGUUUCAAUGGGAACUAAUGGCAUACCUUGGUUAAAGGCGGGUCUUGAUGGGCGGGUUAUAAUGCUACGUAAACGCAAUAAUAGCAGUAGUGAAGCAAUUAACGAGGGUGGGUCAUCACUACUUUGUCAUCCUUCUGCUACACUUCAAAAACUUGUUCCCAAAAUGGACGGCUCUUCGAUUGUCCCCACUAACAGCCAAUCAAAUCACUCCUUGAAUUCUGAAAAUAACCUGGAAACAUUGACGCUGCUCCAAAGGCCAGUCAUGAUGUUUCUUGUACAGCAACAUGAUUUGGAAUCUUUACAGCUUGCAAUGAAACAAGCUCUGCGGAAGGCAAUGUGUAGAGUUUACGCAAUGCAGGCUCUUAACUGGUUGUUGAAAUCUGUUACGCAACCUGUUUGUCUGCAUGAUUUGCUGUGGUGGUUUAUAACUUCUCUCACACCGGUCGAAUUGGAGUCGGAUAGCGAUGAUGAUAACAAACCUGUUAAGAAAUUGGACGAUCAAGAAAUGCGUAUUUGUGACCAUCCAUUGUCAGAUAUUAGCAUUGCAGGAGAGGCUGUACAUCCGCUGCCUAGUACUUUUCACAAUUUACUACAGACCAUCGCCGAUCUGAUGGUACUUCUACCGAUGGGUUCCGCUCUGCAACAAAUGGCGGUGCGAUGUUGGGGAUUGCGUUUUGCUCCAUCAGACCAUUCUUUCCUACACAGAUCACAGGUGUUUAGCAAUAUCAGCAAGAUUUUAUCGAGAAGUGAGGAAAUUGAAGACACCACAGUCUCUAUGCAUGAGAGUAGCAUUCAUCAACAGGUUUCCGUGGAGAGUCUGAAGGAUUUAACGCCAUUAGUGGAGAUCAAGGCGAGCAGCCGUCAGGCAAUGGUGGGGUCUUUGUUAGAUGGUAGUACGGAAACGUUUUGGGAGUCAGGCGAUGAGGAUCGGAACAAAACAAAGAGUAUUGUUAUCGCUUGCGGUCAAGGACAACAUCCGCGAUUGGUAUCUGUUCACAUUGACAACUGUCGUGAUUUAGCGAACAAAGUAACAAGUGUUGUAAUUUAUGCUGGAACAAAUUCUGACGAACUAACUAAACUACGUAACGUAGAAAUUGAGACUCGGUUGGUUGGAGGUUGGGUUAACUGUCCCAUAAUGGAGGAUCAUAACGAGUGCGUGAUCCGACUGGAAUUUAAAGGUCCAGAUAACUCCAUUAGAAUUAGACAAAUGCGUGUUCUUGGCUACGUAGACGGUGAGAGUAUAAAGGUGGGCAAACAAUACAACGCCACCACCAUUCAACAGCGUAAUUGCGAAUCGGAAACUUUGCGCGUGUUUCGGCUGAUUACUUCUCAAGUAUUUGGCAAACUCAUUGCCGAACAACAAGCGAACGCGGAUAAGGAUAGUCCAUCACUAUCAAUGAGCGAAGGAAUGGAUCCUUUGGAAGAGAGCAAUGAUUUGAAAGAACAUAUGGUUGGGAUACUCUUCAGCAGAAGUAAACUUACUCACCUGCAAAAACAGGUGAUUGUGCACAUUGUUCAGGCUAUUCGAAAAGAAACUAUGCAUUUGCGGGAAGAGUGGGAGAUGAAUAUAUACACUCUUACAACAUCGACUUCCGGUUCGGGUACAGCUACUACAGGAUCUACAUGCGGCAGCAAUCCGGAGAUUGUUAUUCCAUACCAAGAUACACCUAAGUGUUCAGAUACUUAUUGCUUUGAGAUGUUGUCCAUGGUUCUGGCACUUUCGGGAAGUUCAGUUGGGAGGUCAUACUUAUCCCAACAGGGUGGGCUCAUUGGAGAUUUGUUGAGUUUAUUGCAUACGGGAAGUGCCCGGGUUCAAAGGCAAGUGACUUCAUUGCUAAGGCGAAUACUCCCAGAAAUCCCACCUGAAAACUUUGCCAAACUUGUGGGUGUGGUUAAUCUUCCACCGAAAGAUUUCAGCGUCGCUUGCGUUUCGAAUAAGGCAGAAAAUGACAAAUUUGAUACUAAUACUCCCGGCAUAUUGGAUAUAUUUUUGAGUGUUAUCGCCAAGGCGCUGACCGUACAAGUUAAACUCAAAAGUAAGAAUUCUUCGGGAGUUUCUGCGAAGGACAUCAAUACAGUCACUUUAAAUGGAACUCUCAACCCUAAGGAUUGUCCCAAAACAAGAUGGUGGCUUCGUGGUAGUGUUAGUCAAAAGCUGGCCGAAGUCAUUGUACAUUUAAUCAAAGAUUUAGCUUCGGGUAAAUUAUCUGAACCAUGGGCGAAUAUAACUAAGGGUGCCAUUGCUCAGAAUAUUUUAAAUCUUACUCAGCUCUCAGAAGAUCAAAGAAUACCGAAUGCUUGUCUGCGUACCCCAACUUUGUGGUUAGCGUUGGCAUCACUUUGUGUUUUGGAAAAGGAUCACGUGGAACGCUUAUCUUCUGGUCAAUGGAGUAAACCGGACGGACAACCAUCGCAACCGCGUCCAACGUGUACCAAUCACGAUGACGGCGAAACUAACGCUGUUAUACAGUGCAAUGUAUGCGGUAAUCUGUGUGCUGAAUGCGAUCGUUUUCUUCAUUUACAUCGUAAGACUCGUAAUCAUCAACGUCAAGUAUGCAAAGAAGAGGAGGAAGCUAUUAAAGUCGAAUUACACGAGGGUUGUGGCCGUACAAAGUUAUUCUGGUUACUUGCAUUGGCAGACGCUAGAACUUUAAAGGCGUUGAUUGAGUAUCGUGAGGGCGGGACGCGUACAAGAGGGGCAGGUGCUACAGGAGUAUGUCGUUUUUGCGGUGCAGUUGGCAGUUCUGGGUUGUUGGCGAUUGGAAAUGUUUGUGCCGAUCAAGAGUGUCAGGAAUAUGCGAAAACUGCUUGUUCAAAGUUAUUAAAUUGUGGGCACAUGUGCGGUGGGGUUCAAAAUGAGAGCACAUGUUUGCCUUGUUUGCAUGGAUGCUCGCAGGAAGCAACUUUACGUCAGGACGCCGACGAUAUGUGCAUGAUUUGUUUUACGGAGGCGCUGUCUUGCUCGCCUGCGAUUCAAUUAAAGUGCGGGCAUGUUUUCCAUCUGCAUUGUUGCAAAGCGGUGCUUACCAAGAGAUGGAUUGGGCCUAGAAUUACUUUUGGGUUUUCGCAAUGUCCAAUUUGCAAGGCUGGUAUGGAACACGAAGUAUUGAAAGACCUUCUGGCUCCCGUUGAAGAUCUUUACAAGGAUGUACGUCGAAAAGCAUUGAUGCGCUUAGAGUACGAAGGGUUGCACACAACGGAAGCUAUUGUUGCGCCUGGCGCACGGUUCUAUAACGACCCAGCGACGUAUGCCAUGGAUCGCUAUGCUUAUUAUGUUUGCUACAAGUGUAACAAGGCAUAUUAUGGUGGCGAAGCACGAUGUGACGCGGAAAUUGGUGAACAGUACGAUCCAAGAGAGCUGGUGUGCGGUGCUUGUUCAGAUGUAGCAAGAGCGCAAAUGUGCCCAAAGCAUGGAACAGAUUUCUUGGAGUAUAAAUGUCGUUACUGCUGCUCAGUGGCGGUUUUCUUUUGUUUCGGUACGACGCAUUUCUGUAAUCCGUGUCAUGACGACUUCCAGCGCGUUACCAACCUGCCGAAGAAUGAAUUACCGUUUUGUCCAGCUGGACCGAAAGCUAAACAACUCGAGGGCGAAGAAUGUCCACUUCAUGUGAAACAUCCUGCCACAGGAGAGGAGUUUGCCUUGGGUUGCGGUGUCUGCCGCAACGCGCAUACAUUCUAACUCUUAUUUAUUUUACAUUCUACCUUGUCUUAGGAAUCGCCUAUAGAAUUUUUAUACCUCACGAUUUUCUUGAAUUAUGCGACUUUAUGCGAAUUAUUUAUUAAACUAGAAUAAUGCACAAA